Messenger RNA from Exophiala spinifera, 1239 nucleotides. RefSeq lists its product as uncharacterized. The record is from RefSeq and is a predicted model, not a curated record. Gene Ontology annotation, biological process: translational elongation. The transcript is spliced from 4 exons. Gene Ontology annotation, cellular component: cytoplasm; nucleus. Gene Ontology annotation, molecular function: translation elongation factor activity. Lineage: Eukaryota; Fungi; Ascomycota; Eurotiomycetes; Chaetothyriales; Herpotrichiellaceae. The coding region runs from base 1 to 1239 and encodes 412 amino acids.
AUGUCGUUCGGUAAACUCUACGGAUCCAAGGACAACGCCCGCUCCACCGUCCUCCUGGCGGUCGCAAAGGAGAACAACCUCGAUAUUGAGCUGAUUGAUACUCGUCCUCCCCAGACCGACCCUGAGUACCUCAAGGUGAACCCUCUCAACCGAGUCCCAACUUUCGUUGGCGCCAAUGGCUUUCUCCUGACCGAGGCUAUCGCAAUCGCCAUCUACUUUGCAUCUCAAAACGAGAAGACAACCCUUCUGGGCAAGACUAAACAAGACUACGCUUCCAUUGUCAGAUGGAUGUCCUUCUCAAACUCUGAGCUCCUCCCCAGUAUCAGUGGAUGGUUCCGUCCUCUGAUUGGCAGAGACCCCUACAACAAGAAGUCAGUUGACGAUUCCAAAGCGGCUGCUGCACAGAUCCUCAAGGUCCUUGAGCAACACCUUCUGGUCCACACCUUCCUUGUUGGCGAGCGCCUUACUCUGGCCGACUUGUUCACUGCUUCCCAGAUUGCACGUGGAUUCCAGUAUGUGCUGGACAAGGCCUGGCGAUCUGAGAACCCAAACACCACUCGAUGGUACGAGACUAUUGUCAACCAGCCAAUCUGGAAGGCUAUCAUCGAGCAGCCAAUCUUUAUUGAAGAGGCUGUGAAGUACACUCCCCCAAAGAAGGAACCAAAGCCUGCAAAGGCCGCAGCUCCAGCUGCAAAGAAGCCUGCCAAGGAGGAAGAAGAGGAGGAAGAGGAGGUCAAGCCAGAGGUCAAGCCCAAGCAUCCUCUUGAGGCCCUCCCCAAGCCUACUCUCAUUCUUGAUGACUGGAAGCGAAAGUACUCAAACGAGGAAACUCGCGAAGUCGCCCUCCCAUGGUUCUGGGAACACUACAAGCCAGAAGAGUACUCCCUCUGGAAGGUUGACUACAAGUACAACGACGAGUUGACCCAGGUCUUCAUGACCUCGAACCUCAUUGGCGGUUUCUUUGCCCGUCUCGAGGCUUCCCGCAAGUACCUCUUCGGAGCCGCCUCGGUCUAUGGCCAAGCCAAUGAUUCUGUCAUCCAGGGUGCCUUCUUGGUGCGCGGUGACGAGGCUCUCCCUGCUUUCGACGUCGCCCCAGACUAUGAAAGCUACGAAUUCACCAAGCUUGACCCGAGCAAGCCAGAGGACAAGGCCUUCGUCGAGGACCAGUGGUCAUGGGACAAGCCAAUUGAGGUGAACGGCAAGAAGUACGAGUGGGCUGAUGGUAAGGUCUUCAAGUAG